UGCAUCUGCCGCCUCUCGAGUCAGGUACAUGCGAUACGUUGUAUGUCUUCGGCCUGGAUUAGGCAGUAAUUUAAUGGCGAGAGUAAAUUCGAUGGUAAAAUAACAUCAGUGUUGAGAGAAAAAAAGUGUCAUGGAUGAAAACAUUUGUCGGUAGGGAAGUUGACAACAGGGUUGGGGGUUUGAGCCAUCAAGCUCUGCGCCAGCUGCCACUUAGGUCCUGCCAGCUGUCACAGCUGCGACAGCCGUGCGCUGGUCAAUACGGCGACUCUCGCCUGAGCUCAUGUUCCGCGCAACUUUACCGUUGCUUCCUUCAUCGCCAUUUAUUUAUAUGGACGCCUAUAGAAAUGGGAUCUAAUCAGAUCGAGAGGCCGUUAGCAUUGACAAGGAUAAGGUUCCACAGCGGAGGUCCGCGCGUUGCAUUCGACUCGAUUGGAAGCUCGCAUAGGAUACGGCAAACAUCCGAGUACCACGCAAGCUAUUGGUAUUAGCAAGCACAUCAUUCGUCCAAUCGUGUUUGUAAAUACCGGUUUCGGAAAUAUAGAAUUAUGGAUCACUCGCUUCUGGGGUCGUGACCAUCACGCAGACGUCUCCAUCGCGAUUCCGCGGAUACCGACACUGUCUCUGUGUGGCCGGGAGUCGGCAUUUUUGGUCCUUACGAUAGGGCGUAUUUACACCGGGUUAUUAACAUGCCAUGUUGGUUGCUAAUUGCAAUCGAUUGCGAAUAGGAAUGUCUAUAAAAACCCUGGUCUCGGCUAUCUGCCAAGCAUUUGCAUCUCAACGCCAAACCCAACCUACUGCAACAUCUCUCCGACACUUUGCUAAACACGUACAAAAUGCCACGCUACGAGCUCGAGUACCCCAAAGAUGCCACCAACCUCGUCAAGCGAGACGGCGAUAGAGGCGUCUACUCCUUACGAAGAAUCCAUGAGCUCGUCAAUGCAAGCCAUUUCCUUCAUGUGUCUUUAAAUAUUCCCGGUUUACCUUUCCCUGCUUGCCUGCCUAUGAUUGGACAAAUGGGAUCCUUUGAGCGGCCAAGCGCGGAUCUCGGCGACCCUCUGGAUCUCUACAUUCACGGCUAUGCGACAAGCCGUCUUUUCAGAACAGGGCGUGAAGGUGGCACAGAAGGUGUUCCAGUCUGUGUAUCCACUACACAUCUUGAUGGCCUGGUUCUCUCACUUUCUGCAUUUAACUCUAGCUACAACUAUCGUUCGGUCGUUCUCUUUGGCCAUGCAACCAUAGUUGAAGACCCAGAGGAGAAGCUCUUCGCUUUGGAGCUCAUCACAAACUCCGUGGUUCCGGGUCGCUGGAAGCAGAGCAGACAGCCCCCGACGAAUGCCGAGCUACAAAGCACUGGCGUCCUACGUGUCAGGAUUGCGUCUGGUAGCCUCAAGUACCGAACUGGUGGUGUUGAAGAUGACAAGCACGAUCUAGAAAAUGAGGACGAAUUAAACAGCAUCUGGACUGGAGUAGUACCUGUACAUCAGGUGUUUGGAGAUGCGUUGCCAUCUUCAUAUAACCGUCUUGAAACGCCCGCCUACAUUUCCGAGUACACCAGGGAGUUGACGACCGGCAAUGAAACAUAUGCACAAACCAAUGCAAAGGAGAUCUAGAAGACUAUAUGUGGGACGAAGUACACCGAGGAAACAUUAAGAAUGCAUUCUUUCGAUUUAAUUGAAUGAAGAAGCCAAUUUUCUACACAUUUACCAGACGCUAGUACUUCAAUUGCUCAAUAAUGUCAGGCCGAUUCAAAAAGGCGCAUCGCUCCUUGAGCUUCUGCACUUUUAUCGCAUCGCGUUUCUUGCAGCUCGCAGUAGCAUAUAAACCUUCCACAGGGCCACCAGCGACAUAAAUUCGCGUCUUGUCGUGUUUGUAUGCCGUCUCAAACCCUUCAAAAGUCUUGCGACCAGGUAAACUGAGCUGACCAGUACUAGCAAAACCAGACCAAGAACGAGACGCCUUAUCUUGGAGAUCAUAAUCAGAUUGCGUGGGAUUGAAGGCCAGCCCGCUAGUAUUGUAUGCGGAGAUGUUGCCAAACACGUAACCCAGCUCACUGGUGUGGACGACACCACGGCCAGGUUGACCCCUCGAGUCGAGCAUGGGACCAAGCAUCGUCUGGUUCCAAUCAUAAAGGAAGACAUCAUUUCCUGUGGACGCCAUGUGCUGAGCAAAGUACAUGGGCUGACAAACCAUGAGGAUGUCUCGCAAAAUCUGGGCUGAGCGGUAAAACUCGGCAGACAGCCCAGCGGCCUUGUUUGCGUGGAAGUCCAACUCGGGGUAUAGUGACAACAGAUGUUUGACGUUCUCUGGGCUCAUGUCGCGCGCGUAGUCUUGCACAGUCUUUUUCGUAUCCUUGGAUGUUUGCACCCCCGGGUCGAUGAAUCGAGCGAGAUCGUUUUCGCACCAACCCAUCAUGGUCGUGACUUGGGCAUACUUGCUUUGCUUGAUAAGCUCUGACGGCGCGUCAGGCAAGAAAUCACCAUCUACAGAUGGCAGCCAAAUGUCGCCAAAGUUGGAUGUAUCGUCAUAUGUCUCUAGAGAGGAGUUGAAGAGCUGUUGAGUCGUAAGGGAGCGAAGACAUUCGAUUGACGAGGACGUAUGGAUGUCGGUAGAACAAUUCGCGUGUUGCGCUACCGCAGUCAUCGCUUUGAAUGUGUAAUUUCCAGUGAUUCCGGGCUCCAGUGCUUGACUCUGGCAAAUCGCCUGGUGAAAUGGGAAUGGUUUGGAGCCACCGUACGCAAGAAGCUGCAUGCCAACGGAAAGGC
This is a messenger RNA of [Torrubiella] hemipterigena, 2762 nucleotides long. The record is from the annotation of a GenBank genome assembly. NCBI's taxonomy places the organism in Eukaryota, Fungi, Ascomycota, Sordariomycetes, Hypocreales, Clavicipitaceae.